AUGAAAACAUCUUGGGUAAUCAGAAACAUUGGACACUACUUCGGAUUCAUCAUCGGAUUUACUUUUGCUACAGCUUUAUUCAUCUUUCUGCAGCUUGCUCCAAACAUUGUCGUCAACGAACCUGAUACAGCGCUGAAAUUCAAUUUGAUGGAUAUAACGGUUCCCGUGCCCGUGUCAACAAUAUCAAGUGAUGAAGUUUACAUGAGGAACAUACUCGGAGUGGAUGGACCUCUUGAAUUUAGUAAUUAUAGUGCUGCUUGCUCAAAGGAUCUUGUAAAGUUGGCAUGGGAACGACCAUAUGCUGUAACCAACACGGAGAGCUCGACGUGUAUGAGUAGUUUCCGUAAUUCGCCAGUCUCUAAUUCGUGGUUUAACAAACGAUUCAUACCAAAUAUGAAGUUAUUGAUAGAAAAAGAAGACAUCAAUAGUUGGGCGGAAUUCUCAAAGCUUUGUAAGUGUCUUAUCCCGCCAAUUGGGUACAGGAAGAUCGAGAGGAGAGGACUAAUUCAUUUGGUGAAUAACGAUAAUUAUACAUCAACCCCAGUCCUAACACGAUCACCUGGAACGUGUAUCAAGUGUGCCGUUGUGGGAACGGGUGGUGUUUUAAAAGGAUCAAAACAAGGAAGAGAAAUCGAUAGCUAUGAUGUUGUGUUCAGGACAAAUCGCGCACAUCUCAAAGGAUACGAAGACGAUGUCGGAACCAAAACCACAUUCUAUACUGCUUACCCUGAAUCAAUAAUGAUGAGUGAUAUAGAAGACAUAGAGAAUGCAUAUUUAUUGGAGCCAUUAUUUACAAAUUAUAUGGUGUCGUGGCUAGAGAUGUUUGUGAAUGGAAGCAUACCCACUAUGGCAGAAUCACUUAGAGGUGGUCCAAGAAGAUAUUCGAACAAUGGGAGUUUUAUACAACCUCAGAAUGUACGUAUCAUUCAUCCAGAUAUAAUCAGACAUUUCCAAGUUAACUUUUUGAAUAGCAGAACUGGUUAUCCGUCAACAGGUGCGAUUAUCAUAAUUGCCGCAAUGCACAUGUGUGACCAGGUAAAAGUAUACGGUUUCGGUCGUCAUGGUAACUCUUCUCUACAUUAUUACGACAGUGCUGACGUAGGCAAAUAUGUCUCAAGAACAAAUCACAAUUUUCUCAACGAAUGGGAAGUAUGGAGUAAACUGCAAGAUUAUGGAGUGCUUAGUUUUUAUCAACCAGAAAGUUAA
Molecule: messenger RNA, 1206 nt
Organism: Saccoglossus kowalevskii
Lineage: Eukaryota; Metazoa; Hemichordata; Enteropneusta; Harrimaniidae
Product: alpha-N-acetylgalactosaminide alpha-2,6-sialyltransferase 1-like
Molecular function (GO): sialyltransferase activity
Source: RefSeq, a predicted model, not a curated record